UAACUGCAACCAUGCGCGAUGGAGACUUCUGCGCCAGAAAGUGGGUACAGUGGAGACCCAAAUGUACUGUUUGACCAGUUUGUGAAUGCAGGGACAUGUAAAUCUAUCUUACAUACAUUCCAACUACUCUGCGAUGCCUUGGACAUUAAACAGACGGAUCACCGACAUUUCUAUCGAAGGUUGAAAUUGAGAUUGACAUCAUGGAAAGCUCAGUCACUGUGGGCCAAGCUGGACAAAAGAGCAAGCCACAAGGAAUACAGAAAAGGCGAAGCUUGCACAAAUACCAAGGUACUCAUCAUUGGUUCAGGACCAUGUGGUUUGAGGACAGCGAUAGAGAUUGCUUUGCUGGGUGGGAAGGCCGUGGUGUUAGAGAAACGAGAUAGCUUUUCUCGUAAUAAUGUCCUACAUCUUUGGCCAUUCCUUAUAACUGACCUGAAGAAUUUUGGUGCCAAGAAGUUCUUUGGGAAGUUCUGUGCUGGUUCCAUUGAUCAUAUAAGUAUCCGUCAACUUCAGUGCAUUCUGUUAAAAGUUGCUCUUAUUUUUGGUGUGGAGGUGCACUACAAUGUAUCGUUUGAGAAUCUUUUAGAACCCCCGGCUGAUCAAAGCAAAGAAAAAAUUGGAUGGCGUGCACUGGUUAAUCCAGCAAACCAUCCUGUAUCAGAAUAUCAGUUUGAUGUUCUUAUUGGUGCUGAUGGCAAAAGAAACACAUUAGAAGGGUUUCAGAGAAAAGAAUUCCGAGGCAAACUGGCCAUUGCUGUGACAGCAAACUUCAUCAACCGAAACACACAAGCUGAGGCUCGAGUAGAGGAAAUCAGUGGAGUUGCAUUUAUUUACAAUCAAAAGUUCUUUCAUCAGCUUAAGGAAAAGACUGGUAUUGACCUUGAGAAUAUUGUCUACUAUAAAGACGCCACACAUUAUUUUGUUAUGACAGCGAAGAAACAGAGCCUGCUUGAUAAAGGCGUUUUGAAGCAUGAUUACUCUGACACUGGUUCACUCUUGUCACGGUCCAACGUUGACCAAGAAGCAUUAUUAUCUUAUGCCAGAGAAGCAGCUGAUUUUUCUACAAACCACCAGCUGCCUCACAUGGAUUAUGCGGUCAACCAUUACGGGCAAGCAGAUGUGGCCAUGUUCGAUUUUACUUCCCUUUUUCAAGCAGAAAACGCAUGUCGAAUUUUAAGUAAACAUAAUCAUAAAAUGAUUAUGGCGUUAGUUGGAGAUAGUCUAUUGGAGCCUUUCUGGCCGACUGGAUCUGGUUGUGCACGUGGAUUUCUAAGUGCCCUUGAUUCAGCUUGGAUGAUCCGAAGCUGGGCAGGAGGAAAAUUGACUCCACUGCAAGUAAUAGCUGAGCGCGAGAGCAUCUACCGAUUACUCUCUCAGACAAAGCCAGAGAAUAUCAACAAGAACUAUAAUGCAUACACAAUUGACCCCAACACUAGGUACCCCAAUCUAAAUUCAAAUUAUUUUAGAUCUGAACAAGUUCGUCCAUUGUAUAUAUGUGAUGAGGAAGAUGAAUAUCUAAAGAAUGAAAUAAACGAGCUUCCACUCAAGAAGCCGCGAAAUGAUGAUUUUAUUGACAGCUACACAUUGCUACGAUGGUGCCAGCGUGUGCUCAACACUGGUAGACACCAGUCUGUAAAUAUUAUAGAUUUUACUUCCUCUUGGAAGUCUGGGUUGGCACUGUGUGCCCUUAUACAUACAUUCAGACCUGAUCUCAUUGAUUUUAAUAGCCUCAACAAAUCCGAGGUGGUAAAGAACAAUCAGCUUGCUUUUGAUUUAGCCGAAAAAGAAUUUGGUAUCUCACCUGUGAUGACUGGGCAAGAGAUGGCCGAGUGUGAUGUGCCUGACAAACUUGCCAUGGUUUCCUAUCUCUCUCAGUUCUAUGUUAUUUUCAAGAAAGAAAAACAUCCAAAACUGGAAAAUAUUGCUCUCACUCCAGAAGAAGGGCCAAAACCAUACAGAUCUCCAUCUCAUCGUUUGUCCCUUCUGCAGAAGAUAAGCAACCGCUUCUCUAAACACAAAAGACUCAGCCGAAGUCGAGAAGACGAGCAUUUAACCUUUGGCACUGGACAUGCCACUGGCGAACUGAAAGAGAAUCGGGCCCCUGUUGAGUUAAAAAGCUAUUCAAAACUUCCUAUUAAUGAAAUAAGCAACCGAUUAACAUCAAAUUGGAGAUUUGAAGACAUGAAAAAAGAUAGGAGAGAAGUUCAGAGCAAAGUGAAUGUUAGCGCCAUGGCUGAAAUUCUAGCUUCCAAGUUCAAAGCUGACUUACAACCACCCCCACCUGCAAUAAAAAGAAUUACAUCCAAUCCCACACUUCUGGCUGCUCAACCUGCAAGUGAAUUUUGCUAUUUUUGUAAAAGAAGAGUGUAUAUAAUGGAGCGAAUGAGUGCUGAAGGUCUAUUUUUCCACCGUGGCUGUUUACGUUGUGAACAUUGCAAGAACAACUUACGACUAAGCAAUUACUCAUGUGAUAGAACCAUCACAGGAGAAGUGAGGUUUUACUGCUUCCGUCAUGUUGGAAUGAUGAGACAGAGAAGAAAGCGCAGUUUAACAGAAGAACCCACAAAGGAUGAACAAGAUCUGACACCAGGCACAUCACCACCUCGUAUACCACCUUUGGCAGAAACUUACAAGAACACCCCAAGCACGUCACCCUCAAUUAAAAAGAAAGGUGCUCCCAAAGUCAAAGACGAUUCUCAAUUGAAUCUGAAGAAUACACCUGAAAGAGUAGAAUUUGAAAACUAUAUUGAAGGUGUGUCAGAGGAGACUGAAGAAGAACAGUUUGAACACAAUUUGAGGCCCUCACUAUCAUCUCAAGAACUUCUGGAAGCAAGUGACGAAGAAGAGAAUUCAAGUGAUUCUGAUGAAGAACUUUCCGAUCUGGAGCUGUCGGACUUUCUGUCCCAGUGGACUAGUGAAGAUGAUGCUGAUGUGGAAGACUUGGACGAUGAUGCCAGUCAUAUCCUUACUUGGGAAGAAGCCUGUCUGCUUGCUGAAACAUUGCAAGAGAGACAGGCUCGGGAGAGCAUCCCCAGCAAGUUAGCUGAUAAGUGCAGGCUUCAGCUGGAAGACACUGACAGCACAGAAGAAUCUAGUGAUGAUGAAACAGAGACAGAGAAAGGUUUUUCAUCUGAUGAUGCUGAUGACACAAUGAAAGAUCAGACAACACCUGACACUGAAAAUAAAACACUAUUAGAUGAAAUGGCUGAUGCAAGGACAGAUCAGCGAUUAUCCAGAUUGCGACCUACAUCGAAAAUUGAGCCUUUAUCACCUCUUCGCUCUCCGACUAGUCCUGCUAGUCAAAUGGAAGCAAGAGCCAAAUUUUUUGCAUCACCCCCAGAGCCAGUUCGACUUGAUGCCAAACUGCUCUUUGGAAUUGACAAAUCUGAAAAAGCAGGUGAGAAGACGCCGACAUCGAGUGAAAAUGUUAAUAAUGCUAAAGAUGAAGCUGUCACACCAAGCACUACUGAUGUUACCAUUGGUCAGGUACCUGAUACUGUGGACACUAAGGUAGAAGAUUCUAAUUUGGAUAAAGAUGCUUUAAAAGAUGCCAUUGCCAAGUCGGAUAUAACUGUGGAGGAAGAUUACUUUGAAGGAUCUGAAGAAAGUGAAACUGAAACUUUGGAAGAGGUAGCCUCUGAAGAAGCUGAUACCAAUGACGAAAUUGAUGAUAUCAUUGAGGAGAAUGUAGUAGAUGACAGGGAGGCUGUCGGUCAAGCCAUGGAAGAAGUUCUAACAAGUCUUGAAAGAAGAUCUACCAGUAGCGAGGAAGAUGAGGAAAUGACUCCUGCCAAAGCUUGGGAAGGCAUGCAAGACGAUGAUGACGUCUUCAUGAAAGAGAGCACCAAUAUUAGAGAUAGCGCCUACAAUGGUGAAGCCAUGGAAAAUGGCACCUAUGAAGACAAUGAAAAUGAAGAUAUCUACAAAGGCAGAGCUGUUGAAGGUGAUGUCAUUAAAGGUGUUGCCAUUGUAAGAAAUACUGUGGAAGACGAUAAUAUUGGUGAAAACAUUGAAGAUGACAACAUUGUGAAUGACACUGAGCAAAUUCUUGAAGCUGAUGUAAAAACCGAUGUGCUAGAUGAGAUGAAGGAGGAGGAAUUACAGCUAAAUAAUUCCAGUGAAGACGAAUCGAAGAGCACAGAGACAACAAACACAGAAAAGGCCGUUCUUCGAAGUGUUUCUGCCAUGUCUGAUGACACUAUUGUUGACUCAGAGGAUAGCACUCUGCAGUCUGUGCUCCGUAGCCUAGAAAGAAUGGACGAGCCAUCGACGCCAGUUUUAGAAUCAGAGCCUUGGAACAAACUUGAUGAAAGAUUCAUUACCAAAAGAAAGAAGAAACCCAAAAAAGAUGAUGGUGGAUCUGAAUCAGACACCAGCUUUACACUAUCUACACCAAGUAAAUCAAUUCACUCUUCUUUAAGUUCUCUUAACGAUGCAUUGCAGUACAACAAGCAAAUUCUGUUAGAAACUGCUGCCAAUAAUUCCGAUAACGAACUCCUCAACGAGUUUCAGCAAGUUAUAGAAGAAAGACUCGAUGAGGUUAAUAACGAAGCUGAAAACAUUGCUAUUGAAGCAAACAGUGAGGAGGCGCCACAAGAGAAUGAUGUUACUUUGACUGAAGAUACAUUUUCUGAACUUCCAGAAGAAUCGGUGAAGGCUGAGGAAGAAUUGCAGAAAAUCAAGGUAAUAGAUGUCUCUGUGGUGUCAAAAGAUGAAGAUAAAGUUACAGAACCAUUACAUGAAGAAAUGGAAGUUGAAGAAGCACCAAAGAAUCUCGAAAUGGAAUUGGAAGAAAUCUCUGAAUUGCCAGAAAAAAUUGUUGAACAGGAGGAAGAGGACGUUAUUGUUACUAAAAAUGUCAAUGCUAAUUUGGAAAUGGUUGAGAAUGAAAGUGAGCAAAUAUUAGCAGAUCUUAACAAUGAGAAUCUUCCAUUGUCCUCAACUAGGAAAGAAGAUAUUACAGAGUUGUUGGACAAUAAAGUUCCUGAGAAAACCCCAAAUGAAAUAAUUAGUGACCUAGACAAGAAAACAGUAAUUACUCCUUCAAAUAAACUGCUAAAUAAAAUUGAAAUGUAUGAGUCAAAAGAAUCUGAACUGCAGCCUUGUAGUCCUAGGGAGGAAAAAAUGGUACAUUCUGUAUCUGUAACUGAAAAGAUCAAGCAGAGUACUCCACAAUCGACUUUCUCACCGAAAAAGAACAAAUUAGCUGAUAAAAAACCUGUGUUGGUUGACAUUGCUGAUAGGCAUCCUCUUUUUGCUAACAAGAAACUCACUGUGAAUACUCCGAGUAAGGUUGAUGUUGAAAGCAGUGCUGCUGCUAUACCUACUACUACUACUAUUACCAGUACACCUACUACAACUACUACUACAACUGCUGAUGAUAAUGUGGAUGCUGCUAAUACUCCAACAACACCUACCGAAGUUAAAUAUAGAAAUUCAAUACCCAUAAAACCGCCUCGGUCAGCUCGGCCUUUGACCACUGAAUUUGAUUCUCGACGUCCUCUCUCUGACCUUAUUUUAGAAAGCCAACCUAUAGCUGCUCGAUCUUCUGAUAGAAUCCAGUCAAAUAAAACUAGUGCCAACAAACAAGUUACACGAGCUUCUUCACUUCCGAGGGAAAGUCAUAUGGAAAAAUAUCUUUCAAGUGUUGACGUUGAAAUGAGAAAGAAACCUGAAUAUUUGUGGAAAGGUGAUAGAGAUAAUUGGAAACGUUAUUCAGAUUUACCUGAGAACAACGGUAACUAUGAUAUGACAGUUGUCAGUAAACAACUUCCUGACAAUAUCACCAGGAAAAAUUACUCUCAUUCGAAAAGCUUAGAUAGAAAUUUUGUUGCUGGAAGCCGGGAAUUAUCUCCAGCACCAAAAGCUACUUUAGAUGAAAGCCCAACUGAUUUAACACCUGUUCCAAAGCCUCGUCGUAUUUUACCAGAAGUUACUGAAUUAAAGAGAAGCCUUCCACCUUUGAAGCCACUAGCUCCUACUCCGGCCUCCAGAACCUCUUUAAAAGCUAAAUCUGCUGGGAGUACUCCAGUAAGCACAGCUACCAAAGAACCUGAAGAAAACAAAAAACAACCUUUUAUUCCAACUAAGUUAGAAGAAAAAAUGAAACCUAAUGCUUCUUUGACUGUGCCUCCUGAAGGUAGGAAUGACAAAAGGCGUAAGAUUCCUGUAGAUGCAAGUUUGAAGAAACCUCAAAAAGAAAACCAUCUUGAUAAGCAAUCUAGUGUUGUAGAAUCUAUUGAUGAUAUUCCCUUUGCUGAUGAAAGCGAUAGUGAUGCUCUGACAACUAUCAGCAUCAGCUCAGUGGAGCAGUUCCCUGGAACUCUCAUAAAAUCAAAGCCGGUCCGCCGGGUAUCCCAUUCUGCAUUUAAGAAAAGGAUAUUGCCAGCAGCUCCGAAAAAGGAACCAGCUACCCCCAUUGUACCAACCGAUUCAACAAAACCACCUGAACCAAAGAAAAAGGAAAGAGUAAUCUCUCUCACCAAGAUGAUCCCUACCAACAAACGAGACAGUUACAACCAAGACAUUCCAGCGUCGGUGUUAUUGUCUACGCCUUACACCACAUCUCCUUUCUGGAAGAUGUCACCCACUCCAAAUACACCCAUUCCAAGUACCUAUUCAGACCAAACCCCUGUUAAGCAACAAUCCCUUACAACAAACCAGUCUGCAUUCAGUCCAAAAGUUCCCAGCCCCACACCAAAACCCUUCCUAAGUUGGUCACAAUCUACAAGCACUAAGAAACCUGAAAAGCCUAAAGAAGGGACUCAGUCAGAAGGUUCUUCAACUGCAUCCACUCCAAAGAAAGAAAAGAAACGGUCCUUAUUGUCUAUGUUCUUGCCAAGUAAGUCUCGUAACAAAAGUACCAGCAGUGGUUCUGAAAGCUCUGACAAGCAAAAGACUCCAACAUCAAGUAAAGAGAAGAAACUAGGGCAAAAACCCAGCAAAACUGUAAAUGAUAAAAAAGAUAAAGGAAUGAAACAUACCGAUUCUAAAGAUCUAGAUUUUGAUCUUAGCAGGGACAUGACAGACCUUAGUAUAAAAUCUGUUUUCCAUGUAAAAGACCGGCCACAUAUUACAGCAGAGCAAAAACUGCGCAUUUUGGAAAGUGGGCUGAAAGCAAUAAUUCCACCAAGAGGAGACGAUGAGUUCUCGGAUUCUGGAGAAAGCUUUUUAUCAACUGAUACAUCAGUAUCAAGAAGAUCAAAAUUGAGCGAUCCGAAAAAGAUCCAGCAAGCUGCUCGGAAACAACAGAAGCGCCAGCAACAGCAAAGACUGCGCAGGGCUCAGGAAAUACAACGGCGGUUAGAAGAAGUAGAUGUGCAACAGAAAGAAUUGGAAGACAGAGGCGUUAUUGUUGAAAAAGCUUUGCGGGGCGAAGGUCUUGAGUAUGGAUUCAUCAAUAUAUGUCUGGCAUGUGCCUUUACUCCACUGCAAGGAAGAGGAAUCAACCAGAUUUCAACCCUUCUCAAAGGACAACAAAAAGCUGGUCGAAACGAGGGUGAACUCAUGCAAGAAUGGUUCAAUCUUGUACACGAGAAGAACGUUCUACUUCGUUAUGAAUCUGAACUUAUGGUGCAAGCUAAAGAAUUAGAGUUAGAAGAUCGGCAGGCUCGUCUUGAAACUGAAUUAAGGAACAAAAUGACAACAGAUGAUGAGAAGAGUAAAACCUCGGAUCAGGUUGAAGCUGAGAAACGAAUUCUUGCUGAACUGCUUGAAGUUGUCGAAGAACGUGAUGCCUUAGUGUCAAUGCUUGAGGAGGACCGACUCAGAGAGCGAGAAGAAGACCGAGAUUUAGAAGGCAUAAUGCUCACCAAGGGCUUCGAACUGUCUCCGCUCAGCUGCAUACGACCUCCGAAAGGACCAACACGCUUAGGAACAACUUCAUGAUAAAGCAUUCUUCUCCAAGAUAUACCAGACUGUUGGAAACAUUUUACUUUUAACCUUAAAACAAAAAUAAAGAUAUUUUUAGUUUCUAAGCUCACUUAGAUCCAACGCUAACCAAAAAAUAAAUAAUAAUAAUAAUAAUAAUAAUAAAAGAAAACGUAAACGACGGUUAUUCAGGGGAAGCAACUACCAUUGACUUCAACCUGAUUGGAUCUACACUCGAGGCUUUACAUGUAAGGGGGAGACAACUAACAUUGUCAUUUGUCUUCUACUUGCACGCUUUCUAUUAUCAUGCAACAUUCAGGUGGUUCAAAUUAUUGGGAAAAAAAAAUCACUUAAUGAAAAACAAGAAAAAAAAAAAUGAAAAUAAGUGAAAUAUAUAUAUAAAAAAAAAGGAACAAACCAUUUUUUUUUUCAUGAAAAUCCCCUCCAAAAAAAUAAAAUAAAUAAAAACGAAAGUAAAAUGAUAAGUUCAUUAUAAAUAUCAAAGAU
Messenger RNA from Octopus bimaculoides (California two-spot octopus), 8376 nucleotides. RefSeq lists its product as uncharacterized. The record is from RefSeq and is a predicted model, not a curated record. NCBI's taxonomy places the organism in Eukaryota, Metazoa, Mollusca, Cephalopoda, Octopoda, Octopodidae. Gene Ontology annotation, molecular function: protein binding.